Molecule: messenger RNA, 2963 nt
Organism: Arabidopsis lyrata subsp. lyrata
Lineage: Eukaryota; Viridiplantae; Streptophyta; Magnoliopsida; Brassicales; Brassicaceae
Product: SART-1 family protein DOT2
Exons: 14
Coding region: 250-2688 (812 amino acids)
Biological process (GO): mRNA cis splicing, via spliceosome; maturation of 5S rRNA
Cellular component (GO): U4/U6 x U5 tri-snRNP complex
Source: RefSeq, a predicted model, not a curated record
AUAUCUUCUCUUUUUUCCAUUAUUUUGUGCAAAAUUGUUCUCCUCUCUUGGCCACCAGAGUCUCUCCGUCUCUUUCCACGGCGAGUUUGCGAUCGUCCGCGGCUUGCUUUUCUCUCUAAACCCUCGGAAAAUUUCUCCUGCAAUUCUGGGUUCUUUGUCCGUCGAUCCCAAUAUUGCAGUACUUUCCAUUGAAGGCUUGAUCUAGAGGUCUUGACUGAAGUUCUUGGUAUUCAUAUAGGCGUUUUGAAAAUGGAAGUGGAGAAGUCUAAAUCAAGGCAUGAAAGCAGGGAAGAGAGGGCUGACUACGAGGGUUCGCCUGUUAGAGAACACAGAGAUGGAAGGAGGAAGGAGAAGGAUCAUAGGAGCAAGGAUAAAGAUAAGAACAGGGAUAAGGACCACCGCAGGGAUAAGGAGAAAGAGAGAGACCGAAAAAGAGAUAGAGAAGGAGACACUGACAAGGAGAUCUCUAGAGGUAGAGAUAAAGAGAGGGAGAAAGAUAAGACCAGAGAUCGGGUAAAAGAAAAGGAGAAGGAAAAAGAAAGAGAUAGACAUAAAGAUAGAGAAACUGAUAGGGAUAAUGAAAAGGAAAAAGACAAGGAUAGGUCAAGAGUGAAGGAGAGAGCCAGUAAGAAAAGUCAUGAAGAUGAUCACCAGACUCAUAAAGCUGCAGAAAGAUAUGAACAUUUUGACAACAGAGGUCUGAAUGAAGGUGACGAUAAUGUUGAUGCUGCAUCAAGUGGGAAAGAAGCAUCUGCGUUGGAACUUCAGAAUCGCAUUUUGAAGAUGAGAGAGGAACGAAAGAAGAAAGUUGAAGAUGCUUCUGAUGCUUCUGAUGCUCUAUCAUGGGUUGCAAGGAGCCGUAAGAUUGAGGAAAAAAGAAAUGCUGAGAAGCAAAGAGCUCAGCAGCUCUCGAGAAUUUUUGAGGAGCAGGACAAUCUUAAUCAAGGUGAAAAUGAAGAUGGCGAGGAUGGCGGGCAUCUAUCUGGUGUUAAAGUUCUACAUGGUUUGGAUAAAGUGGUGGAAGGUGGAGCAGUUAUCUUGACACUAAAAGACCAAAGUGUCCUUGCCGAUGGUGACGUUAACAAUGAGAUUGACAUGCUAGAAAAUGUGGAAAUCGGAGAACAGAAGCGCCGGAAUGAAGCUUAUGAAGCAGCCAAGAAGAAAAAGGGAAUAUACGAUGAUAAGUUUAAUGAUGAUCCCGGGGCAGAAAAGAAGAUGCUUCCGCAGUACGAUGAGGCCGCUACUGAUGAGGGGAUCUUUUUGGAUGCAAAGGGUCGCUUCACCGGUGAAGCUGAGAAGAAGCUAGAGGAGCUGCGUAAGAGAAUUCAGGGUCAGACGACAAAUACUUAUGAAGACCUUAACUCCUCAGCAAAGGUCUCUUCAGAUUACUUCUCACAUGAAGAAAUGCUACGGUUCAAAAAACCCAAGAAAAAGAAACAAUUGCGGAAAAAGGAUAAAUUGGACUUAAGUGUGCUGGAAGCAGAAGCUGUUGCAUCGGGAUUUGGAGCUGAAGAUCUUGGUUCUCGUAAAGAUGGCAGAAGGCAGGCCAUGAAAGAAGAGAAAGAAAGGAACGAUUAUGAAAAACGGAGCAAUGCCUAUCAGGAAGCCAUUGCUAAAGCUGAUGAGGCAUCCAGACUACUCAGAAGGGAACAAGUUCAGCCUAUUAAAACAGACGAAGAUGAGAGUAUGGUGUUGGCCGAUGAUGCUGAAGAUCUUUACAAAUCGUUAGAGAAAGCUAGGAGGUUAGCUCUCAUUAAGAAAGAGGAAGCUGGAUCUGGUCCACAGGCAGUUGCGCAUCUUGUGGCUUCCAGCACCAAUCAAACAACAGAUGAUAAUAGCACCACCGGGGAUGAGACACAAGAAAAUACAGUGGUUUUUACAGAGAUGGGAGACUUUGUCUGGGGUCUCCAGCGCGAGAAAGAUGUGCAAAAGCCUGAAAGCGAAGAUGUUUUCAUGGAAGAAGAUGUAGCACCCAAAGCUCCUGUUGAAGUAAAAGAAGAGCACCCCGAUGGUUGGACAGAAGUAAAAGACACUGAUAUGGAUGCAACAGAGGAUUCAUCAGACACCAAAGAGAUAACUCCUGAUGAAACUAUACACGAGGUUGCUGUUGGAAAAGGAUUAUCUGGUGCAUUGAAGCUUCUUAAAGACCGAGGAACCCUAAAGGAGAAGGUCGAAUGGGGUGGUAGAAAUAUGGACAAAAAAAAGAGCAAGCUUGUGGGUAUUGUGGAUGAUGAAGGAGGUAAAGAAUCUAAGGAUAGAUUCAAGGACAUCCGGAUUGAAAGGACUGACGAGUUUGGUAGAACUUUAACUCCAAAAGAAGCCUUUCGAUUACUCUCUCACAAAUUCCACGGGAAGGGGCCUGGAAAAAUGAAGGAAGAGAAACGGAUGAAACAGUACCAGGAAGAGCUCAAGUUAAAGCAAAUGAAAAACUCAGACACACCAUCGCAAUCUGUUCAAAGAAUGAGAGAAGCUCAAGCUCAGUUGAAAACUCCUUACCUUGUCCUCAGUGGCCAUGUCAAACCAGGACAAACUAGUGAUCCUCAGAGUGGGUUUGCGACUGUUGAGAAGGAUGUUCCUGGAAGCUUAACACCAAUGCUUGGGGACAAAAAGGUGGAGCAUUUCUUGGGAAUAAAGCGGAAAUCGGAGCCUGGAAACUCGGAUACACCACCAAAGAGACCAAAGCCCUGAAGGACACUUUUCGAUGGAUAAUCAAAAGCUCUUACUUGCGUCUUUCCUUGACAUUGAUUGGUCUCUGGGAAACUUUUUCUCAGGAUUCUGAUUACGGUCUCAGUUCUUUUUUUACAGUCUUUAGAAAAAGACAGCUCGAUCAAUAUAUAGAUUCAUGCUGAGACUGAUGAUAUUUUACUGAAGUUGACAAAACCGGCAUGGGUUUGGUUUCAGUUCUGUAAUCAAAAUUCCCUUUAGUAGGAAAUAAUUCAAAAAUCUGUGAGUUUUUUUUGUUA